This is a messenger RNA of Hevea brasiliensis (rubber tree), 1911 nucleotides long. Its product is annotated as sodium transporter HKT1. The coding region runs from base 97 to 1707 and encodes 536 amino acids. Gene Ontology annotation, molecular function: sodium ion transmembrane transporter activity. Gene Ontology annotation, biological process: transmembrane transport; monoatomic cation transport. The record is from RefSeq and is a predicted model, not a curated record. The transcript is spliced from 3 exons. Gene Ontology annotation, cellular component: plasma membrane. NCBI's taxonomy places the organism in Eukaryota, Viridiplantae, Streptophyta, Magnoliopsida, Malpighiales, Euphorbiaceae.
AAAUGCCAUUCUGAGUGGAAUUUACUGUAGAAUUUCCUCUAUAUAAACCAUCCAAUUACAGGCAAAGUCUAGAAAUUGAACUUUCCUCCACAAAAGAUGAAGAGCUUUGCAUAUUUUGGUAAGAAAUCAGAGCAUCUUUGUAAGUUGUCAUGCACAAAAGUAAAUUGUUUCCACGAAAACUGCAAAAGUUUAAUCAAGUCAUCAUUUCGUUUCUUGGGCUUUCAUGUAAACCCAUUUUGGAUUCAUCUAGCUUAUUUUAUAAUCAUCUCUUUUGUUGGGUUUUUGGCUUUGAAGGUCUCAAAGCCAAGAACUCCUCCCUCCCUCUGGCCUAAUGACCUGGAUAUCUUCUUCACUUCCGUGUCUGCUGCUACAGUUUCUAGCAUGUCAACAGUGGAAAUGGAGGCCUUCUCCAACACCCAGCUUAUCAUCAUGACCAUUUUGAUGUUAGUGGGUGGAGAGGUCUUCACUUCCAUGCUUGAACUUCAAUUAGAAAGGUCCAAAUUCCCUAGCCAAGGUCUUUCGUACACUACAAACUCUUUAGAGUUGGCUCCUGCUGCUGUUUCUCAUGACUUAGCAGAAAAUGAGAAACCAGCAGACACUGACCUAGAAAGUAACAGAAACUCCUCAGAUAGUGAUAGUUUAAAGUAUGCUUCCAUCAAGAUUCUGAGUUAUGUGGUUCUGGGCUAUCUCCUGGUAAUUCACAUUAGUGGUUCUAUUUUAGUUGCUUUGUACACAUACCUAGCACCAUCUGCCAGAGAAGUAUUAACCAAGAAAGCCCUUCAGGUACAGACAUUUACUCUGUUCACUGUGGCAUCAACUUUUGCCAAUUGUGGGUUUGUUCCUACAAAUGAAAACAUGAUAGUUUUCAAGAAAAAUUCAGGCCUCCUUCUCCUUCUAAUCCCUCAAAUACUUCUAGGAAACACACUAUAUGCACCCACCGUGCGAUUUCUCAUAUGGGUAUUGCAGAAGAUCACAAAAAGAGUGGAGUAUGGGUACAUGUUGAAGAACAGUAGAGAGAUGGGUUAUACCCAUUUGAUGUCUAGCGUUCAUUGCUGGUCUCUUUUUGCAACAUUUAUGGUUUUCAUAUUGGUACAGCUAGUAGUGUUUUGCUCUAUGGAGUGGAAUUCACAAGCGAUGGAUGGGUUGAAUUGCUUUGAGAAGUUGGUUGCUGCCUUAUUUCAAGUGGUGAAUUCCAGGCAUUCUGGUGAAUCUGUUUUUGAUCUCUCCACCAUCUCUCCUGCAAUCUUGGUGCUCUUCGUGGUCAUGAUGUAUCUUCCACCAUAUACUUCAUUUGUGCCCAUGGCGAUCGAAGAAAAAGAGGAAGAAAUUAAAGCAAGUGGCAAAAAAGGAAGAAAAUUUCGAGGGCAGGCACCAAGUCAAUUCUUAUUAUUCUCUCAAUUGUCUUAUCUUGUCUUCUUCAUCAUUCUAAUAUGUAUAGUGGAGAGGGAAAAGAUGAAGAUUGAUUCUCUUAACUUUAAUGUCUUAAACAUCACCAUGGAAGUGAUAAGUGCAUAUGGAAAUGUUGGGUUAUCAAGUGGUUAUAGUUGUGAAAAACGAUUAAAGAAAGAUAAUUGGUGCAAAGAUGAAUGGUAUGGAUUCGUGGGAAGGUGGAGCAACUUGGGUAAGUUCAUCCUCAUCAUUGUCAUGUUCCUUGGAAGGCUUAAGAAAUUCUUCAUUAACGGUGGUAAAGCUUGGAAGCUAUCUUGACACACCUUCCUGCUUUUGUAGCUUAUCCACAAGAUGUUUAUGUGGAUAUAUAGUAUAUGUUACGUCGACCUGAAGCACUAGAUAUUUAGAUGUAAAUUAAGAAAAAUCAAAAGAAUCAUCUUAUUUCUGUAACUGUUCCUCUUUUGUAUACAGAAGGAAGAAGAAGAAAAACAAAUGCAGACAGCACGUCAAUGUCGUUGUUUC